This is a messenger RNA of Cyphellophora europaea CBS 101466, 990 nucleotides long. RefSeq lists its product as uncharacterized. Bases 1 to 990 code for a protein of 329 amino acids. The transcript is spliced from 2 exons. The record is from RefSeq and is a predicted model, not a curated record. Gene Ontology annotation, molecular function: protein binding. NCBI's taxonomy places the organism in Eukaryota, Fungi, Ascomycota, Eurotiomycetes, Chaetothyriales, Cyphellophoraceae.
AUGACUGCCACAUGGACCAAGUUGAUGGCAUUGCCGGACCUACAGCGCUCGUCGCAAUGUCUCACGGUCAUUGGCAGCAACGCUUACAUCUACGGGGGUGAGCUUCAGCCGCGGCAUCCUGUUGAUGCGAAUGUCAAUAUCGUCGACCUGCAGAGCGAUCAUGCCUCUAUCGACACCAUCACACCCACCUCAGACACCGCACCGCCACGGGUUGGAUCGGCCUCAGCCGCCCUAGGCUACAAUAUGUAUAUGUUCUCUGGCCGCGGUGGCCUUCAAAUGGCGCCAAUCGAGGAGCACGGGAUGCUGUGGGUGCUUGAAACGUUCAGGCGGGAAUGGACUCGGCUGUGGCCGAGCGACACCAAAGCAGCCUAUCCGGAGGGACGAAGCUAUCACGCCAUGGCAUCCGAUGGUGAUAAUACGAUAUAUGUGCAUGCCGGGUGCCCCGAGAAAGGUAGACUCGCUGAUUUAUGGGCAUUCAACAUCAACAACAAGGCAUGGAAGAGGUUGGCGGAUGCACCUGCGCCAUCCAGAGGAGGUUCAUCGAUAGCGUUUUCUGGAGGUCAUCUUUACCGUAUGAAUGGCUUCGACGGCAACACCGAGCAGGGCGGUGCACUUGAUUCAUACGAUCCCUCCACUGACACUUGGACGACCAUCUCAUAUUCACCAGACGGCAAGGCUGGGCCUAUUGCCCGGAGCGUGUGCAGUCUGCAAGCUUUGAAUGUAGCAGGAAAGCCAUCACUUGUUACUUUCUUUGGUGAGAGCAAUCCUAGCAAUCUUGGGCAUGCAGGCGCGGGGAAAAUGUUGAGCGAUAUCUGGUUGUUCGAUAUUCAGUCGCAGGAGUGGCAUGCGGUUGAAGCAAGCGGGCAAACACCGCCUGCACGGGGGUGGUUUGAUGCAGAUGUGGUGCCCGGAAGAUCUGUCAUUGUUGUCACUGGAGGACUUGCUGAAUCGAACGUCCGGCUCGAUGAUCUCUGGCGGCUAGAAUUCUAG